Messenger RNA from Bubalus bubalis (water buffalo), 6846 nucleotides. RefSeq names its product SLX4 interacting protein (gene SLX4IP). The coding region runs from base 385 to 1719 and encodes 444 amino acids. The transcript is spliced from 7 exons. Lineage: Eukaryota; Metazoa; Chordata; Mammalia; Artiodactyla; Bovidae. The record is from RefSeq and is a predicted model, not a curated record.
GUCUUGUUUUUGCUGACUGUAUAGAGCUUCUCCAUCUUUGGCUGCAAAGAAUAUAGGCAGUUACUGUGCUGAUUAUUUUGACCAUGGAUUUAAUCUUGUUUUUCUAGAACUUUAUAUAAAUGGAGCCAUACAGUUCUCAUUUUAGCCUCACUUUGCUCAGUGCAGUGUUACUGAGAUCAUUCCAUGUUGAACAGGUCAGUGGUUUGAAAUAUAGUACAGUUUGUAUUAAUAUAUUCUCCUGGUGAGAGACUUCUGGGUUGUCUUCCAUUCGACUCUCAAAAUUAAAACUUUCAUGCACGUUUGUAUGCAUGCCUCUGUGUGCACAUGUUUCAUCUCUCGCAGGUAAAUACCUGAGGUAAAAUUGCUGGCUCAGAUGAUAAAUAAAUGUGUUUAACUAUAGGGAGCAGACAAACAUUUGCCAGGGUGGUUGACCCAUUUCCGUUUCCACUAGCAGUGUGUGAGUGCGGGUCGCUCCCCAUCCGUAACCUUCGUGUGACGUGCGUCAGUCUUUAUCCCUGCUGGCACUGCCUUAGUGUGGGAACUUUGCUGUCCUGGUGGAUCUUCAUGUAUUGCCGCAAGGCUCAAGCAAAGACACUAGCUGGUUUUCUGAACAGAAGAAAGAGGUUACGGCUUUCACAUCACAGCCUAUUUCCUAAAAAGAGGAAUACGUCUCCGCUGCCUGAGGGGCUCACCAAGGACAGGCGUGGGGUAUCUCUUCACGACUGCUCCAGCAAAGCGCAGCCAUUGCUCCUUACCUUGGACGAGGGGUAUCUCCUCACUGCUGCCCUUCCUGACCUUCAACGUGGGGUAGCUCCUCUAGGCCCUCCUGCACCCCCGAAGCCGCGGCUCCUUGGACGUGUGGCUGGUCCUCCCGGCCACCGCCCCUGGCCUCGGGCGUGGGGUUGCUCCUCCUGGCCGUCGCCCCUGGCCUCGAGCGUGGGGGCAUGGGGUAGCUCCCCCCCCCCCCACCGCCCCUGGCCUCAGGCUUGGGGCGUGGGGUAUCUCCUCUCGGCUGCCGCCCCUGACCUCCGACGUGGGGUAACUUCUCUCGCCGCCGCCCCUGGCCUCGGACGCUGGGUAUCUCCUCUUGGCCGCCCCCCCCGACCUUGGACACGAGGUAGCUCCUCUCGGCCGUUCCUGCGCCAUCGCAGUCUGGUACUCUCGGCCGCUGCCCCUGACCUCGGACGUGGGGUUAACUCCUCUGGUCUCCACCCUUCAGAACUCCAAGUGUUUCCCGACAGGUUUGUGGUCUGUGUAAGUCAGCUUGCUUCCAGUCGUGAUCUUUCGGCAAGUCAGAGUGAAGAUUUGCAGCCGGGAAGAGCUCUCCAUGGAGCAUCAGGGGAUCGUACUGGGUGUGUGGAACAACUACUUCCUUCCGGGGCAGAGCCCAGGAGAAACGUUCUGCAAGAAAUUGUGAACAGAACUGAGACAAAAAGCAGCGCCAUGAGCGGCUCUCGGAGCAACAGGACCAGUGUGGGAGCAUCCAGUGACUUGGUGUCUGCAAAGGGAGCAUGGAGGAGGAGAAGGCGGCCAGCCUCAUCCAGCCCCCCAGCCAUGGGACAGGCGGAGGAUGACAGGAAGGCAUCUGAGACCCACCAGGGGCUUCCUGCUCUGAAGCUGGAGAAAGGUCAUCAGGCCUGGCCAGGAGCAGCAGAAACCUCAUCCCAGGGUGCGGUUGCAGACCGGGCUUCUAAGCAGGAGCCUUGUCUGUGGCUGUGAGUCAGCAUUCCCUGGUCCAAAGCAGAGUCCUCGAGGGGCUGGAGCACCGCAGAAAUGCAGGAAGCGCAACCCUGCGGGAGACUCCGACCACCACAAGAGAGUUUCUCUUAGAAGUGAUUGAUUAGCCCUGAGGGAAAUAAUAGUGGGAAAAGCAAAGUUGCCAGGGUCCUGCCAACUUGAGAACUGUCAGAUCCAGGGUUACUUUUGAAACAAGAUUUGGCAGAAACUGCAUCUAAUGAAGAGUUGCAUGUUUUGGAAAACUCUCUCUUCCAGACAUCUUACGAAAAAUAAGCCAGGGCAGGCACAACUCAGCCACAAACACUGAAAGCUUAGCUCUGACUCAGGGCAGCCCAACCAAGAAAAGAAAAGGGUGGAAGCAGCUACUUGCUCACAGAAGAGGAUUGCAACCCCGUGGUGGAGGAUGUCGUGACCAGACCUGGGACAACUGAGCAGUGUGCCUAGAAGCCAUGACUUAUAGGAAUUCAAAUGAUUAUUUUCAGUAGAAGAUAUGUACCUGCAUUGGGCUUAACUUUCAAAUCAGUAGCCUCCAGGAGCUUGUCUGACAGCACUGCUCCUUUCUGGUUCACACUUGAACGUCAGAAACUUACUUGAGUGCUAAAGAGCCAUUGGCUUUGUCGGCGGUGACAGCAUCCAUAGAGGAAGCACAUGAAGAAACCAGUGGUGUGCCUCGUCACAUCCUUGCAUGAAGCACACAGUGACCAUGAUGCUGUCUUUGCUGGCCAGUCCUCCUGCCCUGCAGCCUGAGUCGGGCAGCAGUGGAGGAACAGGCUUAUGGGUCACCCCAUCUGCUUGUGGCCCCAGCGUCAUACCUGAAAGUGUGUGAGAAAGGCAGAGCCUGGGCCCCACCCAGACCUACAGAAUGAGAAACUGGAUGAUUCUGAAACCUGCUCAAGUUUGGCAACCCCCGGGCUAAUUGCAGACCCCUUGGGAUUGAUUUCCUGCAGCCUGACUGUCCUGGCCCCCAGCACAUCAGCAGGGCCCGUGUGUGGACAUGCAGCCGUCAUGCCCCCUCAGACUUAAGAAGCAUCUGGCUCAGAGUGUGAAGCACUGUUCCCAGGUCCUUAAGCAUGGUGGCCACAGCACCCUGGGAGCUGUGACUGCGCUGAGUUGCAGGACAUUUACAUGUAGUUUGGCCUGACAUUAGGGGUAGACGUCAGAAAGGCUUGUUCUUUCUUGUAGUUCAGGCAUGUCCCUACCCUUUGCCCCUGCCCCCACCUUUAAGACUCUGGUGAAGUUCAGAACAGAUCCAAGCCCAAAAGGAAUUCAGUGGGCAGAGUUUGCAGUUCCCCACUUGGAAGGCUGCACGGGCAGCUUAGAUUUCACACCAGGAGCAUUCCAUUUGCAGGAUCACCCACUGUUGACUCCAGUGGACUUGCUGAAAUGUCAUGUAGUGAAUCAUAGCAAUGACUUAUUUUGGAUGGACAACUACAGUAGAUUUUCUUAACCAAGUUUUAUUCUGAAAUAAGGAAGGAAACUAUAUUCAAAGGCCACCCAUCAAAUGUGUCUUUUUUUCCUGCUCAACAUUGGGUGGUCCUUUGAAGUAAUACCUCCUCCCUAGUAACACGGAAAAUCAAGAUAUUCCCCAAAGUGUAGGAGUUAGCAAAAAAAAAAAAGGAAAAGCCCAACAAAAUAAAAGAAUAUGGAAAUGGACACAGUGUAAGUUCAUUCUUAAGAUUAGUGGUUUCUCCCAGCUCAUUCUGUCCAUCCCCAACUUGCCUUUCCUUAGAUUGUAGGGCAGGACUCAUGAAGAGGCAGCCGAAUUUCAUGGCGCUAUUUUGGGUCCUGAAGCUAAGUCUUCCUUGCCAUGCCUGGCUACGGAUGCAGGCCCUCUUCUUUGAUGCUCCAGACUCUUCUAGAGACUUCUUCCCUUCCUGGGACCCCAGCCUCACCAUCCCCACCAGGAACUUAGCCCUGCCUACUGACGUCUCUUCCUCUUCCUCCUAGCUCUUAAUCUUCCCCCAGGUGCCUCCAUUCACUGGGCUCCACAGUAGAAGAGGUAGCCCAGCAGAAUACCAACCACAGUGGAGCGGAGUCCACUCCUCCAGGAAGUGCAGACUGUCCAGGGUGGAACCCUCCUGAGGAGGUGAUAGAACAUGGUCUGUCCUGAGCCCUCUCUCAGAGUCACCCGUUUUCUGGGUGUGCUUGUCACUGAAGAUGGGCUCACAGUGUGUUGUUGAGUCUUAAACAGAAACAGUUGUUGCAGUAGUUUAAGCAGAGAGGGCACAAAAUUACAACCCAGGUGAUAGGCCAAGAAACAGUGAGCUCCCUGGAAGAGUCUGGAAUGAGGAAGAGCCAUCCCAAUAGCUGCUGCCUGCCCCAGAACUAGGGGGAGCUGAUUGAACUAGAGGCACCAGAGAAAGUUUUUAUCAGGUUUUUAUUUCAUUAGUUAAUCUGGGCCUGAUGGUUAAAGCCAGUACUUGUAUGUUUAAUGAUUAUCUUUCAAGAAAAUUCUUGGCUUUAGAGUUUGAUGUAUUUGUGGAUAUAAUGAUGACUGAGUUUCGGACUUCCCAUCUCCCAAUGCAGAGCACAUGGGUUCAGUCCCUGGUCGGGGAACUAAGAUCCCACAUGCUGAGGGGCAACUAGAGAAGGCAGUGUGCCGCAGCUAGAGAAAAGCCUGUGCAAUGCAGUGAAAAGCCAGUGCGGCCGAAAUUUAAAAACAGAAAAGUUGUUUAAAAGCUGUGUCAUUGCACAGCUGAGAUCAGUAGGGUCUUUCUCACAGCCUUCAUGUACAUGGGUUUUAACAGUAUUAGCAAAGGGACCAACUUUCUGCUUCUGCACAGGGGCAUGUGUUUGAGGAAUUUCGCCUUUAAGCAUUUUCCUUCCACAUGUCUGAAACACCCCUGGCUCUCUUGUUUCUUGAGUGGUUGUUUGAUUCUUUGGAUAUUUGGAAGUUCAGAGGGGAAAAUGGCUGCCAGGUUUUUUUGUUGCUUAUUAGGUGGGAAAUGAAGACUUGGUUCUCUACUGCUGGAAGUGGGUGUGUUUUGAUAUUCUUGAUAAUCUUAGUAAUUCAUCUACAAAUCUGAGACUCUGUCAGUAUUCUUGGUUAAAAAGAAUAAGUUCUUCAGCCACUCACUUAAUAACCCAAAUUAAAUGUAUAUUCAAGUUCCUGUAACUCUGAUGCUUGGAAGAAAUAUGGAUCCUAUUGAUUAAUGUUAUAACUUUGAACUCCCUAACUUUCUCAAUGUCAUGGCUUCUAAUUCACCUCCAUGUGCUUCCAAAUGACUUUUUAAUAGAUUGGUUUGUUUUUGUUUUUUUUUUAAUAUCCAUAAAUGUCUGAGAACAGUCAGUGUGACUUUUCUUCCACAUUUUUCUUUUCUUUGCCUCUGGAGGUUACCUGUCAUCCAGCCGUGCAUGUAAAUUGUGAAAUGCAAAGGAGCAAACAUUUGGGCAGAGAGGAAUAAAUGUUGUAGCUUUUGUUCACUCAUUUUAAAUGAAGAAAGUAGGAAAAUGUAUUUCAUUUAAUAAAAAGCACGAGUCCCAAAAGCCCUAUGUAGUUUUAUUUAUGGAGAACAUAGCUUCUCUCUAAAAAAUGUUUCUCAAGAUAUAUCUUGAAAACAUCAAUGGGAUCACAGUUUGUUUGCUUUCAGUGUCUUAUUUGGACUUUAACCUGAAUUGUGCAUGUUGGUGGCCUUUGACUUCAGGCCGAGCUGGGAGAGGGCAGCGCACAGGAGGGAAGGGAACCAUCACAGGAGAGUGCUGGGGUCACGGUGCUGCCAUCCCAUGGCCUCGAAUUCAUUCUGGGCAGGCCCCACUGCAGUCUGACACACAGUUCUGGUGACUGGUCCUCCCUUGGCUUUCCUGAGAGCCAGCACCACUCUCCAGCAUGCUGUGCUGUGGCUUGCAUAUAGAAAUCCUUUUCAUUUCUUCUUUUCUUUCAUGAGGAAAUCUCCAUGCAUGGUUUGUCAGGACAGGAGAGUUCAAACCUUGUUAUUGACAUACAAAUCAAUUGAAACAUGUUGGAACAAGUAGGAAAACAAAGUUAAGCUGAUUUCUGUUAAACAGUUUAAAGUCUUCUUCGGUACCAAAUAAAUUAAGCGUUGUAAAGUGAAGUUAAUUCAGAUAAUCACUCAGGGCAGAGGUCUAACCAUAUAGAUCACGGGUAUUACAAUUUAUGGUAUAAUUAGAUCCUCAGAAAUCUGCAGAACUCCCUCUCAAUUGGUUUCUGUGUUUACUUAACAAGACACGGAACAAAUACAUGUCAAUGUAUUUGUAGCUGAACUGAAGGGACUUGAGUGGAUGAAGUUACUGCCUUUAACUGUCAAGAACUGCUCAGUUUCAGGGUUGGAUUUAAUCAUGUAAGUUGUGUUAUGCAGCAUGAUUGCCAUUACAGUUACUUAUUAAAAAUCUUGUUAAUUAAAUCAGUAAAAUGAGGAAAACCAUACAUUUGAUCCCAGAGCACCUGACCAGGCAACUAAGGGUGUGGCUUUUUGUUGUUUUUUUUUUUUUUUUUCAAUUGUGGCUGCUCUGGGCCUUCACUUCAUGGCAGCAUGCAGGCUCUUCAUUGCGGGGUACAAGCUUUUCCGGUUGUGGCACACGGCCUUCCCUAGAUGUGGCACUCAGGCUUAGUUGCCCUACAGCAUGUGGGAUCUUAGUUCCCCAACCAGGGGUCGAACCCACAUGUGCUACAUCAGAAGGCAGAGUCUGAACCACUGGACCAGCAGGGAAGUCCCCUAAAGAUGUGGAUUUGGCAGAGCCCCAGAGUAGAUGUUCUUCAGUCAAGGCAGAAAGCCAGUCGCUGCCUUCAUCACCAGGCGAGGUGUCUUCUCCCACUGACCUUACUCUCUUGUUUGGUUUCAGCUACUAAAAUAGUUUCCCUGGUGGCUCAGGUGGUAAAGAGUCUGCCUGCAAAGCAGGAGACCUGGGUUCAAUCCCUGGGUCUGGAAGAGCCCCUGGAGAAGGGAAUGGCUACUCACGCUGGUAUUCUUGCCUGGAGAAUCCCAUGGGCAGAGGAGUCUGGUGGGCUACCAUCCAUGGGGUUGCAAGAGUUGGACACAACUGAGCGAUUAACACACACUAAAAUAGUUUCAAUGGUUGUGCAUUCCUAGGGGAUGAAAUUAGUGUGUAGUUGUAAAUGAACCUAUUUCAUGAAUAAAAAAUAAAAUUGUU